UGGUUGUUGUGUGUCUGUAUGAUUUUGCCCAUUUUUGCAGUUACCUUGUGUCUCUUUACAGCAUCUUUUUGUGGUAUAUCUGUGGUCAUUUUGAGUCUCUUCCUGGUCAGUAAGUGUUAAUUUGUUACAUUUUGCAGUAGUAGGCCAGGCCCCUGAGCCUCUGCCCAGUAGGUCUGUUAAUUAAUCCAUCAAUGAGAGUCACUCGUUGAUAAAUUAGAUAGGAGGCUAAAAUACAGUAUUGAAAACAAACAAAAACACCAUAUUACAGAACUUUAGAUGAACCAAACUCUACAAUAGUUAUCUGGCAUUUGUUGCUUGUGUGGUUGUAAGGCCAUCUUCUACGUAGGUAUAGGUUUAUUAGUGAUUCCGUUUCUUUAACUGACAACAAGUGCUACCAACUCAAUUCACAAUCAAUCUUAGGCUGUUUUGUGAUAUUUGCCAACAAAAGAGUAACUAACAUCCCCAAACCAAGCACUAUGCAACCCAGGUGAACAUUUUUCAUGCAAAUGUACACAUUACAUUUCUAUAGGCUACACUUAGCUAUCAUUCAGUAAACAAAACUGCAGCUAUUAAAAAGAAAGGAGCUGGCUCCAGUUGCUGCCUUUAUAUAAAACCUCUAAGUCCCUUAGGGUGUAACCACACUCACCUAUUGUGUUAUUGUGUUAUUAGGAUCCAUGGAAACCAGCAGGUGUGGUGGAUGCUCACACUACCUCUGUGAAAACCUGACAACAAAAAACUAAAACUAAACACAGUAAGUCCAUGCACAACAUAGCAUUAACCACAAAGUGUAUCAUACUGGCAUAUAGAUAACACAGAUUACAUUAGCUACCAUGCUGCUGCAAAGAAUAACCUCUAUAGCAAUGUGUAAUUAUUUCUUUUAACAGUGUAUGAUGGUAUUCAGUGUGAUGUAUUUGGUUGAUAUAUUGGUUUGUGCAAUUUUUGGGUGGUUUGAUUUGUGUUUAGCUUUUGAUUUAAAAAAAAAAAAAAAAAAAAGUAUAAUUUAAGGUGCUUAAAAAUACAAACGAGCGCGUUGUGCCCCUCUGCACCAUUCUGCAGCAUUAAACAUUUACUGACGCUAUUUCAAUCUGUAUAUUCGUUUAUCUGCUCAACUCAGUUUACGUCCUCACUUCCUCUGUGGGAUCCGGUGGGAGACAUUGAGCGCGUCUCAGCUCAGUACCUGCUGUAGAGGGUAUUUCCUUAAAAGCGAAACUUAGUGAGCUGCGCAGGUGCAGUAGGUGCAGCCCAGCAGAAAAAAACAGAUUUUUUUUUUUCUUUUCAUACAUCUAUCUAUGGGGAAGUAACAGCAGUCCUGCGUUUCUCUGUCACGGCAAGAGAAAUCCAGACCAGAAAAGGGACAAAGGCUGAUUUCCUUAAAGAGUUUAUCUGAGAUGGAAGGUGAUAACAAACACCAAGGCUGAUAAUGUGAUGAAAAGAGAAAGAAAAUCAUGGCUGAUGAACUUGGGCAGUCACCCAAGGGUUGGACUGAAUCUCAAGUAAGCACCUGGUUAAGGUCUAUUGGAGUGAAGGAGCAGUACAUAGAAAAGAUCUAUGAGGAAGAGGUAGAUGGACUGAUCCUACUUACACUGGAUGAGGACUUUUUGAAGUCAAAGAUUCGCAUGAAAUUAGGGCCUGCUCAUUUGAUUAUUCAAAAGAGAGAUGAGCUCAUCAACGCUAAACAAAAAUCUCAAGAAAAGAAAAAGUCCACCAGUGGCAAAACAACCGAGUUGGAACAGAAAUCAGUGGAAUGUCUUUCUACAACAACUGAAGGUCCACCAGCAGAUGUCUUGAAGAACAGACAGAGUGCUCAUGAACAAUGUGUGCUGACUUCAAAGGAAGACUGCAGACCACGCCCAUUUGAUCAAGAAGGGAUUGAUUUCAUAUACGUAAAGCAUAGAGUCCUGCAACCUGAAUCAGGUGCUUCUAACCUGAUAUCUCCAUGCCAUGAGUUUAAGUCAUUUGCUGUAGCUGCUGCAUUGGAUCGCACAAGACUCCAGGCUAAGUUUGCCAAAGAGGUCCUUAAAUUUGCAACAGGCUGUAUGAAUAUUAGAUCAAAUGGCACAAUACACUUUGGUGUGAUGGACAGCAAGGAGGAUGCAGGAUACGUGCAUGGUGAGAUCAUUGGUAUCCCUGUAAAAGAGAAAGACAUUUAUGUAGAUGCUUUGGACUACAUUGAAAGGAGCUUCUCCUCGAAUGAGGAACAUGUACGCCAGUGUGUGCGGCCACCAAGGUUCAUUGAGGUUAUGGAUCGAGAAAGUACAGAAAAGAGGUAUGUGGUAGAGGUUGACAUUGUGCCUUCAAUAGGUAUUGUUAAGAGCAAGGUGUAUUCGGUUCGUCUGCCAAACUUCAAAGAGUCAACCAACAAAGUAGAAUAUGAGAAAGAAACGACUCUGCGGAGGGUGGGUUCAAAAACAGAGCCAGUGAGCGACAAAGACUUAAGUGAUUUUUAUCAGCGUGUCAAAGAUCGGGAUGCCCAAAGAGAAGAAGCAGAGAAAGGUCAGUUCUUCAGCGCCCCAGACUUCUGCCAAGACCUUGGAAGGAAACUCAAAAUGCUAAUGACUAGUGGGAAGAAAUUCAUUGAAAAGGAGAAAUGGUUCAUACUCGUAACAAACAAAUUCAACCCUGAUGACCUCUGCAACAUUGACUGGCUGCUUAACAUGACCAUGUUCUGUGUGUUUGACUUUGACCCAGACUCAAAGAUUUCAGGUCUUUGCAGUAAAUACCUUCAGCAUCACGCUGCAAACAUGCAUUCUCUGCAGAGCUACAGGAUAUCCGGUGACAUGACCGUCAAAGAAUUCACAAGUCACUUGCAUCUGUUCGAGCAAACUAGCUGGAUCUUUUGUAAUGGCCGUACUGACUUCAAAGGAAAUGAAACUCCAUGUGAUGAAAUGACCUGGAUCAAGACAAAAAUGACUUUCCUGCGGGAAUCUGUGUCUUUGAUCUGUAAGCAAAUCUUGCCAAAAGGGACGUUCCAGGUAAUUUUUCUUCUCACAUCACCAGUGGAGAAACCACUCUUGCACACUUUUAAUGAGUUUUUCACAGACAUGGAAGGCCAUGAAGACAUCAUCUGCAUCUGUGAAUCACAGAAAAACUUCCAGAAGUGGCAAAGCUUUGCAGAGGGGUCAUGUGGAACAGAAACUGUGAACAAUUGCAGUGUUGUUGGAAUGAAAAUGAGUCACAUUAAUUCAACUCUACAGCAAAUACAACCUGUAAAAGCACAUGCCAGCAAACACCUACCGGUCUUUGUGAAAGGGACAUGUCUUCUUGAAACACAGGCAGAGGAACAGAUGUAUUCUCUGGAAAUUCUGACGGUUGAUCAUUGUCAUGAAACAAGUGAAGAAUUCAUCAAUGAGGAGAAAGCAAACAUUGAAGAGCAGUUCUAUCGUGGUGGGAGAGUGACCUGGUUGAAUUUCUGGCUUGCUGAGAACAAGUAUGUAGGAGAGGUAAUUGAAAGAGAUGCAUAUCAUGAUGUUUCCAAACUUCUCAAUAGUGCUUUGAAAUGGAAUGCAGAUCAAACUCCCGUGAACAGUAUAAACAUCUACCAUCAUCCAGGAAGUGGAGGAAGCACUGUCGCAAGACAAGUGCUGUGGAACAACAGGAAAGAUCUAAGGUGUGCAGUUGUGAAGCCUUCAUACCCAGUUCCUGUUGUUGCACAACAUGCAGUUGAACUAAGAGAAUAUGAAGAAAAAGAUCCACAGACAUGUCUUCCUGUGCUGCUCCUCAUUGAAGACUCGGACAAAGAAUAUCUAGCUGAUCUCAGGAAUGAACUGGAGGUUGCCAUUAACACCAAAAGGAUCCAGUAUGGAACUCUGUGUUUCAUUUUGUUGAGCUGCAGACGAUCCCAUAAUCCAGAGAAAAGAUGCAAGGAGUCUCCACUACAGAAUGUGUCUGUCACUCACAAACUAUCUGUUCAAGAGAAAAGAAAAUUUGCUGGAAAACGAGAGGCACUUGAAGAACGAUAUGAGCCUGAAUUCAUCCUGACCUUUGUGUUGAUGAGUGAAGGCUUCAAUGAGAAAUACGUUCAACAGUUUGUGGAACAUUUGCUCCAAGACAUUGACCGUCAUUCCGUUGUCACUCGCCUCAUUCACUAUGUAGCACUGCUGAACACUUAUGUUCAAAAUUCUUUCAUCUCUCAGUCACAUUGUGAAGCUUUGCUUGCCUUAACCAUUCACUUGGAAAGGUUUCGCCAGUAUGAGUUUGAGAAAUCACUCAGUGAUCAGGCUAAACUAGUAUUCUUGCACCUGAGAGAUGACAAGACACACAUUGAAUCAGUCAGAAUCAUCCACCCACUCGUUGCAAAAGAAAUUCUCAAACAGCUUUUGGGGAACCAACAGACCCAAAGCAGUUUGGCAAAGAGUUUGCUCUGUGAGAACGUGCUUUUUGAGCACAGAUUUGGAAGGGACGAAUAUCUGUCAUUUCUGAGAGCACUUUUCAUAAGGCGAGCCAGAAUAAGCAAAGGGGACAAAUAUGAUAGUUUUUUCUCACCUCUGAUUGAGCAUGUGUGUGAAAAGGAGAAAAGCCCAGGCAAAGCAAUUGAGUUACUCAAGGAAGCAUUCCAGUGUUUUCAUAAAGAUCCAUUCUUUGCACAACAACUUGCUCGUCUCCAUUAUUCUUAUGAGAAGUUUGAGGAGGCAAAACACUGGGCAGAGACAGCAGCUAAACAGCAGCCCAAUAACUCAUACAUCCUUGACACAAAAGGGCAGGUGUACAGGAAAUGGUUCCAAGCUAAAUGCAAAGCUAUUGACAAUGACAAUGUACCAAAGACAGCCCAAAAUAUAGCAGAUGCUAUGGAGACCGCACUGAAGGCCCUGGAGUGUUUUCAAGAAUGUGAGAAAGCAGCUGAUGCAGAUAUGGAAAACCUUAACAGCUCAGGGUUUUUUUCUGAAGUUGAGGUUGGCUGCAGCCUGCUCAAACUGAUCUCAUCAACCCAAGUGUUUGCAAACAGAGCCAACGGCCACUCGGAGUGUAUGAAGUACCUGUUAACUGAUUACAUUCCAGAGGAAGUUAAAGAUGCCUGGGAACCAUUUCAUGGCCGUGUGAAAAAACUUCACAAGUCAAUGCAAGAUGCCUUGGAAUGGAUUUCAGAAGACCUUAGCUACUUUCAGACAGACAUCGGUGAAGAUGAAGAGGAGACCCCUGAAAGACCUGAAGAGAAGAUAAGCCAUCCGCUGACAUGGUUGGCAAAAAAAUCUGCAGAGUAUGGGAAGUACUUCAGUGAAGCUUACUCUACUGCACUUCUACAACAUGGGCAAUCCAUCCCAGCUAAUCUGACUCCUUUCCAAAAACGCAUGAUCAUCUAUCAUCUUGGCGGAGGUAACAUUACAUCCAUCCUCUCCAAGUUAACUGACCAGAGGGAUGCAGUGUGUCUUCUAGAGAACAUCCUUUCUCUCUACCCCAGCAAUCCAAUCAAGGCCAAAUUUGGUCAAAGGGAUAUUGUGAAUUACAUCGUGGCCCACAUUUCUCUGAACUGCCUGUCACCACAGAAUCAAAAGGUAGCUCGUCUGAAAGACCUUCAGGCACUCUGUCGUCAGUUCCCAUCUGAUAAAAGGAAAUGUUUACCAGGUGCCCUGUUCUUGCUUACCCUGCUGUUCUGGCCUGAUGAUCAUGACACAGCCCUUGAGAAAGAGACAAAGUAUGAAAUUGUGCGAUCGGCUGUUGAACACCUGGAUAAAAGCUACUGGACCAAGAAGAAGGACAUUCCUCAGAGAAAGAGAAGGAUUUACACCCAUUUUUUCCUGGGCAAUGGGAAUGGAUUGGACAAAUUUGUCCACAAGAGAAAGUUUGAAACAGUCACAAAGGGGUUCUCUGUCUCUGAGAAACGCAUGAAAUGGUUUAGAGGUGAGGCAUGGAAAAAGCCUGAGAUUGCCACGAUGCUGAAGUGUGUCUCUGGAUGGACUGAAGAUGGAGUGGUGUACCUUGAAGGCCCUCGGAAAAAGAAGUUCAAUAUCUUGCCUCUUCAUUUACCUUCAGUGCCUUAUAGUAAUGAAAACAUCACCUUCUACCUGGGGUUCACGUUCAGAGGCCCUGUUGCCUACAACAUCACUGUGAAGAGGUAGUUUGUCUUUUAACAAUGAGCCUGUCACAUGUGGCUAUAUGUCAUCUUGCUGAAACAUGGGCCUAGUACCACCUCAUUACCAAGAGCAAGAACAGAAUACAAUGAGAUUAAAUUCAAAAUAACACAAGCCUUCUUAUGACAGUUUGUAUUUUGCAGUUUGCAUUUUCCCCUCUUGUGUAUAUAUAUGUAAGUGAACUAAAAAAUACAGCAUUAGUGUCAUAGAAAUCAUGAACCAGAUUUUUUUUGUAUAGAAACAUGGACUAUGACAUGACUGACUCUGGUUUCUCAGAGUAAUAACAAUGUAAACUGAGUAUUUCUUACUCUGCAACUCAAUGCUUCUCAAUACAACCUUCAAUUUCCUGUUUAGAUUGAUCUAUUUUUAUGUAUCCAGAUUUAUCAAGUAUCCUGUUUUUUGUUAUAGUAUUUUUUUAAUCAGAAUGUUUGUAGAUCUGUGAUCUGAUUGAACUGGAACUGGCUCACAUUUUGUGUGAUCCUGAAGAAACAGAACUAGACUUCUACUGGAUAGAAAAACAGCUCACAAGAUGAACUUUGGUUCCAAGUGUGUAUAUCUGGGCUUCUAGUAGAUCAUUGAUAGCUUACUCACUCUUGUACAUUUUCCUGGAUUCAGUGUAAAUAGAAAUGGAAUUAAAUGCAACUAUUUUCAUGGUAAUUGUAUCAGUGUUAUAACAAUAAAUGUAUUAAGAGCUAAACAGCAACAUAAUGUACAGUCAGAGAAGAAUGUGUAUACAUAAUGAUGUGCAACAGAAAAAUGUGUAAUUUAAUGGUUGUAUGUUCAAAUAUACUUUACACAAAUUAUGGAAACUUACUUGUCCUUGAUAUGAAACCACAAAUGAAGCCAGACAGGCUACAGUGCUCACCUGUACUUUUUUGAUUAUAUAUACUUAUGUUAAAUGCUUUUUUUUUUUUUCAAAAAUUUUAUUAUAUGGGCUUUUUGCCUUUAAUGGACAGGACAGUGUAUGAAAUAGAGACAGAGAGAGAGUGGGGGAAGACACGCAGCAAAGGGCUGCAGGCCGGAAUCGAGCCCGCAGCCGCUGCAUCGAGGCAGUGCCUUUGUACAUGGGGCGCCGGCACUAUCCACUAUGCUACUGACGCCCCAUGCUUUUGUUUUUGAUACUAACAUGAAAAAAUAUUUGAAUCUGUAAACAGUGGUGUUCGUAAAUAUAUGCAAAACAUGUCACUGAAUAUAAUAAACUCUUUUCUAUUUCAA
Molecule: messenger RNA, 7280 nt
Organism: Epinephelus moara (kelp grouper)
Lineage: Eukaryota; Metazoa; Chordata; Actinopteri; Perciformes; Serranidae
Product: sterile alpha motif domain-containing protein 9-like
Exons: 3
Coding region: 1446-6053 (1535 amino acids)
Cellular component (GO): cytoplasm
Molecular function (GO): protein binding
Source: RefSeq, a predicted model, not a curated record